Mauremys reevesii (Reeves's turtle) is the source of this 3658-nucleotide messenger RNA. It is a transcript of the gene CYS1, whose product is annotated as cystin 1. The coding region runs from base 375 to 1037 and encodes 220 amino acids. The record is from RefSeq and is a predicted model, not a curated record. The transcript has 3 exons. Lineage: Eukaryota; Metazoa; Chordata; Testudines; Geoemydidae.
ACACACACGGCGAGGUUACACCCAGUUGGUUCCUUCCCGAGGGUAAAUUCUUGGGAUUCGCAGCUUCCAAACAGCCGAUUUCCUUUCCUUGCAGCUGGGAGGGCAGGUUCCCUGGCUGCUGCUCCUGUGCUCACUGGCUGCCACUACUGGACCUUCCCCAAGAGGAGUCAGUCGCUUCACUUCUAAGGAAAGUGCUUUUCCUUGGUCCCUCAAGGCAAACAAGGGGGAGGUAGGGAGGGGAGAGAAGGGAUCCGGGAUCAGCAGGAUGCUCCGAGGCAGCGGCAGCAGCUGGGCUCUGGAAUCCCGGCCAGGCGAGUCACCCCGUUAGGAGGCCCCGCCGGCACCCCGGCCCGGGGGGCAGCCGCGGCAGCAGCAUGGGCAGCGGCAGCAGCAGGAGGAAGCGGAGCUGCAGCCCCGGCGCGGAUCGUCCCGGCAGGCGGGGCAGAAGCAGCAGCGCCCCCAGCGGGCAGGGCGAGGAGGCCAAGGGCAGCCAGGCGCCCGCCCCCACGGAGCUGCCCAGCAGCAGCCUGCGGCGGCCGCAGCCGGCGGAGGACUCGGACUGGGAGCUGCUGGAGGAGGUGCUGGCUGAGUGCGAGGAGCCGGGCGCGCUGCCCCCCACGGCCCGGGGACCGGCUGCCCCCAGCCCGGGCCCGCCUCGCCGGGGGCCCGCCGGGGACUCCUGGGCCGGCCACGACCGGCACCCAAGGGCAGCGGCGGCGGCGGCAGGGAGCGGCCGGGGCAGCGGUGCCGCCGGAGGGGACCAGCCGGUCUCCUUAACAAGAAGCAUGCAGGACCCAGAGAACAACAACUCCGCCAGUUUCCAGUUAGAAGUAACAAGAAGCCCGAGAUGCAAUCCCCAAUAUCGUACGAUUACUCUGAAGAAGAGCUCAUGGCGAGUAUUGAACAAGAGUACUGCCGCUGAGAGCCCGUGCUGUACGAUCAUAGCUGACAGUGGCAUAUAUGAGCAAGGGUUCUGCCAACAAAAUAGCCCCCCACACAGUGAGAUUGUUCUGAAGAAAUGGAAAAGACGAGAAUGAAAUGAGAGAGAAUGUUACCACUCAGGAGGCUGUUAGUAUUGUAGGACUUCGAAGAACUCCUCUUUGGCAAGUGCUGAGCAAGAGCACUGAUUAACGAAGGAACCCUCACUGACCAGUGAAUAAAAGCAAAGCGGUGGGGAAAAAAUAAGAUCAUAUUACAUUCCUCUUGUAAAUUAAUAUUUAAAAGCUAGUUUCCAAGUAAUACUUGUGUAUGAAGUCUUGAAUGUAUUGCAAGGUUGAGAUGUGCCAUUCUGACAGAAUGAUUUCAGUCAGAGAAGUGCAGCAAAUCAUUUGAAUAAAUACUUACUUAAUAGGAUAUAUCCAAAAUUUACCUUUCCUGACACUUAGCUAUGGGUAAAAUUCAGACCUACGGAAAGCAGAUUACAACUCUAUACACCAGGUCUGAAUUUGCCCCACUUUUUUUUAUUAUUAAAUAUUCCACAGUACAGAAAAAAGGGAGGGAAGUGAAUCAAUCAUUCCACACUUAGGCUGCAGGAUCUAAGAGUUCAAAUCCCAGUUCUCUAUCAAACAGGUGUGGGAUUUAUUCUGAUUGUGCAUAUGGCUCUGUUCUUUCUAGCUCCCCUUUUCCAAAGAGGCAGGGGAUUGAAAUUGUCAAGAGUCCUGUUUCCUGAAAGGGCAAGAUUCUGGUCUAGUUUCUUACCUGCUGGCUUACAGAAAUGGAAGCAACAGGGAAAUCACAAGGACAGAGUGACGUGCACAUACUGGUCCAUUGCCAUAUGUAUGCGCCUGUUGGGUCACCCACUUUUUGAUGGGCUUUAACAUGAUUGAAGAGCAGUAGUUCAUAAAUCAGCACUCCUGCAUUGGAGUUAGAUAUUAAUUUACCACUUCUGGCUUACACAGGAAUUUUCAUUAGUGCUUAAUUUAAAAUUCACCACAUUUAUCACUAAGGAUGGAAAAGUAAAACAAAACAAAAAAAAUCCUAUAAAACCAAAGACUCAGAGGUUUUCAGCAUGAUUGACGGUGAAGCCUUGUACUUUUAAAUUAAGGUUUCUGGUGUGUGUAGUUUUUUUUGGGGGGGGGAGCCUGAUGUUCUUGGAGUAGCUGCUUAUUAUCAGAAUUAGAAAAAAUAACUUUUCUGUCCUCCGAUGGAACAUAACACAUGUCAGAUGAAAUCUCAAGGGCAAAUCAGCGAGGCACAUUCUAAUUGGAACAGUGGGAUACACCUUAAGAUGUCAAGGUUUGACUUUCCUUUUGUACCUUGGUGUAUAUUUCACAAAUAUCUAUGUUCCAUGUAAUUCUCAAUAAAAGGCAAAAGUAUCAGUUUGAGAGAGACAGGGUGAUCAAUCUUCUGUCCCCCUAACUGUUAUUUUUUCAUGGAGAUAUCCAGUAGGAUUUUUAAUGAGUUAUCACCACAUAUGAUUUUUUCUUCCUAAUGAGGCAUCUAGUUUUAGUUUUUCCUCCAGAUUACAUAAUGAGGAACCUGUGGCUAUCUUCAGGUUGUCAUGUUCUCCUAGCCAAUGUGGCAGAGCACAGAUGUCUACAUAGUGGUUCAUAGUCCUCCCCUGCUCAGUGCUUCUUCAGCACACUGAUAGCCUUUUAAUGAAUCUUCCAAGAAUAUGACGAUAGCAGAGGCAAAGUGCAUCUAUAAGGGGAUGUGCACAAUUCUAGAAGGAUGGAGAGGAUCACACAGAUAGCACAAAACCCCCAACUGACCAAUUUGGAUAAGAAACAGCGUUCCAAAAGAUGUCCCGCUCAUGUACUCAGAUGGUGGGUAUCAUUGUGGUGUGAACCUUACAUAGAGAAGGACAGAAAGGUUCCUGUUGGAGGUCUGCUGUGGUACCCAAUCAGACGGAAGUUAUACUUAGGGCAUGUUUACAUGGGCAUGUUAGUGCUAAUAUGCUAAAUAAGCUAAAAUGUGACUUUAAAGCUCGCCAUGUGGGGACACUGACUGUGCACUAAGAGAGCCCUCACGCAGUUUAGCCAAAGUGCAUUAUGCUCCUGAGCACAAAGGUACUCAGUGCACAAUAUGAGUGCCUACAUAGGGAGUUAAUGAAUAGCUAGUGCGGGCUCCCCUCCCCCUUAAUAAGAGGGAAGGGGGGGGGGAUGAAAAAAAGAAAGGUAGCCUUUCAGAAAGCCAUGUAAGUUUAAAGCCUAGGGCAGCAUACUGGUUCUUGAAUAGCUUGGUAUAUCCAGAAAUAUCCUGCUGUUAGUCAAAAGAUAUAUGUGCAGGGGUUGUGGGAGGUAGAGUAGCAUAUUAGGAGUAGAACCACACACAAAAAUAGAAAAUAUGGUAAUAACUAGUGCUUGAGUAGAAACAACACAUUCAAUAAUAUUACCAUGUGUGAAAAUUACACAAAAGUAAUUACAUGAAUUUAUAUGACCAAGGUCAGUAUUCUAUUACAUUGGCCAGAAUUAAAUUAAUCUCCAAUAACCUGCCAUGAUAGCAAGCAAAAUUAUAUCAGAGUGAGAAUACAUAGUGCAUUUUUUGUAGAGAACACAAAAAACGUAUGAAAAUUUCUAAAUCUAGUAGCUGUACAUACCCAUGAUGCCGCAUGCAUGGUGUGUCCCCUUUUUGUUCAGACACUAGCCAACUUUUAGAUUUCUAUGCUAUCCAGGUUUCUUCCUUUAGAUUGGGGCUGUUCUUGGACAGUCACACAGGA